AUACGGUGGCGGAAAAAGCGAUUCUUUUAUUUUAGUCAUUUCAACAGAAAAUCUAGGACGAGAUAUAGAUAUUACUGCACUGGUUUCAUACCACGUGCAAAACAUUCGUAAGACAUCGCUUAUAAACUAGAAUUACAAUAUCUCCUAUAAAAAAUAACUCGUCACAAAAAUAUCAAGUAUCAAAAUCGUUUACAAGUUGUAGUCAAUUACCAACACUAUAAGUGGAGCGUUCACCACGACCGACCUACUUGUUGUGCCCUGAAGCUCCAAUACGCACCAUGCGACCCUUGACAACUGCGUUUGUGCUCCUCAUGAUUGCCUAUGCUAAUGGGGCAAACAUUGUUGAAGCUCCAAUGGAUGACAUUAUGUAUGCAAAGGGAGAAACCACGACUAUACAAAAGCGAGAUACUGAAAGAUCAUCCAUGGAAGCAUUCAACAGUUUCAUAGAAGAGAAAUUGAUGCAGCAAAGUCAGGCACUGGAGCAUCUUGUCAAAAAAGUUGACGCCAGCGGAGAUCUGAUCAAGAAUUUGAUCGAUAACUUAAGUAGAGGUAUCGAAAAGCCAAGAUUGCCAGCCAAAGCCGAACCCGAAGAGGUAGCUAUAAACAAAGAUCCGAGUUUAAGUGAGGAUGGAUCUGAAAAUCCAUUAGUAAGGCUUGGGAAAAAUAUUCCAAAGUAUGGGAAGUUAGCUAAAGAUCUAAUAUUAAAAGAUAUGCAAUCUGGAACGGAUCCGACGCCACUCUUAGAGAAAGAAGUGGACCCGCCCACUUUUCUAGAGUUAGGAUCGCGACGUUCGAACGGAGUUAAUAACGUGCUUAUACCAAGUCGGAGAAACGAUGGUAAAGACGUUAAUCCCUGGUGUCCAUUGGCUUUGCUCUGCCAACAGACGGUUGAUCCCAUUUGUGGGUUUGAUGAUGAAUUCGGCUACGGGAAAUUCGAAGACUUGUGCCACAUGCUUCGUGUAAACUGUUACUGGAAAUACAACUUUUCACAGGUGUAUACUUGCAGCCCAAAAUUAUGAAUGUAAUGUAAAAUUCUUUAGUUAGUUAAACAAUUUAAUUUAAUAAUUGUUUUAUAGUAAUAAAUGUCGUUUUUCUAUUGUUUGACUUUUUCUUAAGAAAUGGAUAGGCAAAAGUGACUCAGAGAGU
Trichoplusia ni (cabbage looper) is the source of this 1146-nucleotide messenger RNA. RefSeq lists its product as uncharacterized. The record is from RefSeq and is a predicted model, not a curated record. Bases 279 to 1019 code for a protein of 246 amino acids. NCBI's taxonomy places the organism in Eukaryota, Metazoa, Arthropoda, Insecta, Lepidoptera, Noctuidae. The transcript has 5 exons.